Gastrolobium bilobum is the source of this 1923-nucleotide messenger RNA. Its product is annotated as glucose-6-phosphate 1-dehydrogenase 6, cytoplasmic. NCBI's taxonomy places the organism in Eukaryota, Viridiplantae, Streptophyta, Magnoliopsida, Fabales, Fabaceae. Bases 206 to 1753 code for a protein of 515 amino acids. Gene Ontology annotation, molecular function: NADP binding; glucose-6-phosphate dehydrogenase activity. The record is from RefSeq and is a predicted model, not a curated record. The transcript has 16 exons. Gene Ontology annotation, cellular component: cytosol. Gene Ontology annotation, biological process: glucose metabolic process; pentose-phosphate shunt, oxidative branch.
CUGCAUCACUUGGUGGUGGUGCUCUUGAACUUGUUCCUUCCUUGCAUGUGUUAUGGAUCAUCCUUUUUUUGUUUUCUUGAUUGUUUUGAUCCAUGUGCAUGGGUAAUCUCUUCUUGGAUGUUCCUGCUUUUUUGCUUUGAUUAUUGGAUAGUAGAUCACACCAAUAUAUUGCAAAGUAGUUCUAGUGCUUUGGUGCUGCUAGAGAAUGGGAACAAGUGAAUGGCAUAUUGAACGAAGAUCUAGCUUUGAUACUGAAUACCCCCUAGCAGGAAAUGCACCUGAAACUGGAUCACUCUCUGUUGUUGUGCUUGGUGCUUCUGGUGAUCUUGCCAAGAAGAAGACAUUUCCUGCACUUUUCAACCUAUAUCGGCAGGGAUUCUUACCACCAGAUGAAGUUCAUAUUUUUGGUUAUGCAAGGACAAAAAUCUCUGAUGAUGAAUUGAGAAACCGAUUGCGUGGCUAUCUUGUUCCAGACAAAGGUGCUUCCCCCAAGCAGUUGGAGGAUGUAUCGGAGUUUUUACAACUGAUCACAUAUGUAAGUGGCUCUUAUGAUUCUGAGGAUGGCUUUCGCUUGUUGGAUAAAGAGAUUCUAGAGCAUGAAUCUUUGAAAAACAGUGUAGAGGGUUCAUCUCGGAGGCUUUUCUAUCUUGCACUUCCCCCUUCAGUAUAUCCAUCUGUUUCAAAGAUGAUCAAGACUUGUUGCAUGAACAAAUCUGAUCUUGGUGGAUGGACACGUGUUGUUGUUGAGAAACCUUUUGGUAAGGAUCUAGAAUCUGCAGAAGAACUCAGUAAUCAGAUUGGAGAGUUGUUUGAGGAACCACAGAUUUAUCGUAUUGAUCACUACCUGGGAAAGGAACUAGUGCAGAACUUGUUAGUACUUCGUUUUGCAAAUCGGUUUUUCUUGCCUCUUUGGAACCGCGAUAACAUUGCUAAUGUGCAGAUAGUUUUCAGAGAGGACUUUGGAACUGAAGGUCGUGGUGGAUACUUUGACCAGUAUGGAAUCAUUCGAGAUAUUAUUCAAAACCAUCUGCUGCAGGUUUUUUGUUUGGUUGCAAUGGAAAAACCAGUUUCUCUUAAGCCUGAGCACAUUCGGGAUGAGAAAGUGAAGGUUCUUGAAUCAGUACUCCCUAUUAGAGAUGAUGAGGUUGUUCUUGGACAAUACGAAGGCUAUAGAGAUGACCCAACUGUACCUGACCAUUCAAAUACUCCAACUUUUGCGACUGUUAUUCUGAGAAUACACAAUGAAAGAUGGGAAGGUGUUCCUUUCAUACUUAAAGCAGGGAAGGCCCUAAAUUCUAGAAAGGCAGAGAUACGGGUUCAAUUCAAAGAUGUUCCUGGUGAUAUUUUCAAAUGUAAAAGGCAGGGGAGAAAUGAGUUUGUUAUCCGCCUACAGCCUUUAGAAGCUAUGUACAUGAAGCUUACGGUCAAGCAGCCUGGACUGGAAAUGCACACAGUUCAAAGCGAACUAGACUUGUCAUAUGGGCAACGGUAUAAUGGGGUAACCAUUCCGGAGGCUUAUGAGCGUCUAAUUCUCGACACAAUUAGAGGUGAUCAGCAACAUUUUGUCCGCAGGGAUGAGUUGAAGGCAUCCUGGGAGAUCUUCACCCCACUUCUGCACAGAAUUGAUGAAGGGGAGUUCAAGCCAAUGCCUUACCGACCAGGAAGCAGAGGUCCUGAAGAAGCAGAUCAGUUACUGGAAAAAGCUGGCUAUGUUCAAACACACGGUUAUAUAUGGAUCCCUCCUACCUUGUAGAAUGAUCAAAUGUAAUAACACGAGGAUUUUUAGUUGCUUAUAAUGCGCAAUAAGCUUGAGGAGUUUCCCUUAGAACAGGACUCUCUCCUUAUGGGUGUGUAUCAAACAUCUGAACAUGCGAGUGUUUGACAAAGUUUGAGUAGCAUGCAUUUGCCUCUGAAUGCAAAAUA